Condylura cristata (star-nosed mole) is the source of this 948-nucleotide messenger RNA. Its product is annotated as olfactory receptor 7A10-like. Gene Ontology annotation, biological process: G protein-coupled receptor signaling pathway. Lineage: Eukaryota; Metazoa; Chordata; Mammalia; Eulipotyphla; Talpidae. The record is from RefSeq and is a predicted model, not a curated record. The transcript has a single exon. Gene Ontology annotation, molecular function: olfactory receptor activity; G protein-coupled receptor activity. The coding region runs from base 1 to 948 and encodes 315 amino acids. Gene Ontology annotation, cellular component: membrane.
AUGAAAUCUGGAAAUGUUACACAAAUUACAGAAUUUCUUCUUCUGGGAUUAUCAAAGGAACCAAAAUUGCAACCGUUUGUAUUUGGGUUUUUCCUCUCCAUGUACCUGAUCACUGUGGUGGGGAAUCUGCUCAUCAUCCUGGCCAUCAUCUCAGACUCCCACCUCCAUACCCCCAUGUAUUUUUUCCUCUCCAACCUGUCCUUUGUAGACAUUGGUUUCACCUCUACCACCAUCCCAAAGAUGCUGCAGAACAUUCGUACACAGAGCAAAGUCAUAACACAUGCAGGCUGUGUCACACAAAUGAACUUUUUUUUGCUUUUUGGAUUGUUGGACAACUUUUUUCUAUCUGUCAUGGCCUAUGACCGCUUCGUGGCUAUCUGCCACCCUCUGCACUAUAAAGUCAUCAUGAACCCCCGGCUCUGUGGGAUGUUGGUCCUGGUGUCCUGGAUCAUCAGUGCUCUGUAUUCCUUAAUACAGAGUUUAAUGUUGUUGCGGCUGUCCUUCUGCACAAAUGUGGAAAUCCCCCACUUUUUCUGUGAACUCACUCAGAUGGUGCAGCUGGCCUGUUCCGACACUUUUGUUAAUGAAUUGGUAUUGUACAUUGGGGUUGUGUUGCUAGCUGGCAGUCCCUUCUUUGGUGUUCUUUAUUCUUACUCUAAGAUAAUUGCUUCCAUACGUAGGAUCUCAUCAGCUCAGGGCAAGUAUAAGGCAUUUUCCACCUGCGCAUCUCACCUCUCAGUUGUCUCCUUAUUUUACGGCACAGCCCUGGGAGUGUACCUUAGCUCUGCUGCUACCCACAGCUCACACUCAAGUGCAAUAGCCUCGGUGAUGUACACUGUGGUCACACCCAUGCUGAACCCCUUCAUCUACAGUCUGAGGAACAGAGACAUGAAGAGGGCCCUGAAGGCACUCUUUGGGAUGGAGCUCUUAAAGGGGAAAUGGUCCUAG